AAUACGGUUUCGAAGACUUCGAUGAUAAAAUUAGGCCCAUUUGUGAUAAGCCCAAUUUUAAUCACUUAUUGAGUGGGCCUUUUGUCUUGUGUGAUUCUACGUUGCGACUUGCGAGUGCAACGAAACGCGGCGGCGGAGACGGCUGAUCUGAUUUCUGCGGCCGCCGGGUACUGCCGUGUAGCUCUCUGCCCGGGAUUCGUAUUUUUGUAAAUUGAUGGAGUUACUCACUUCCUGGAAUCACGAUUCAAAAUCAGAAGUCGAAGAGAAAUCAGCUGCGGAGGAGUUGGGAUGGCUUAGCUACACAGCGGGCACCACGCUUCUCGCCGUGUGUUUCUCUACUCUGGAGGUCGUUUCCGUUAACCUCAAAAGAGUUGAUAAGGAUCGAUCACUGGAAUCACUUUGCUUAAAGUCUCUGAAUUGGUGUGGGACUUCACUGGUAUGCGACACGUUGUUGGCUAAAAGUCAUGCAAUCAUUCCUCGGCUGGUUUCGUGCCACCACUUGAAUCAAUAUUUAAGAUUAGUAGACUGCUGUCCGGCUCAGGCAGCUUUUAGGCUUACAUACUGUUGUUGAGAAUCGACUCACUGAAGAGCAUCAAUGGGUGUGUUUGUUGACCAACGAAGACAAAAAGGCUUCCUUAUGACUCUGAUCAUAGACUGCUGCACCGCACACGGAAUUUGUACCAGAUUUCCUAACAAAUAUCAGGCUAUCAGAUAUUUACAGUCUCCCCGGUGAAUACGUGGCAAUGAGUCCAG
Molecule: messenger RNA, 753 nt
Organism: Capsella rubella
Lineage: Eukaryota; Viridiplantae; Streptophyta; Magnoliopsida; Brassicales; Brassicaceae
Exons: 4
Coding region: 215-571 (118 amino acids)
Source: RefSeq, a predicted model, not a curated record